AUGCGGAAGCUUCUUCGCGAACUAAUGACUGAUUCGUCUACAGUUGAGCGUUUCAGGGGUCUCAUUAACGAAGACAGUGACGUCGAAGUCACCGUAGCGAAGAAAUGGCGCGUAUGGCUGCAAGCAAAGUUCGACAGACAGUCGAGAAAGCUGAACGUGGUCGUCAACUCUGCAGAGCUAAUAUCAGGUCGACUGACACCGAACUCGCAUUGGUCGCUGUUUUUCGUCAUGUAUCUUCUGCCGGAAGAGACGGUUAAGGCCAAAUCAGCCAUUCACCCGUACUGCGCCGCUCUGACCUCGGACGACACCAUGAACUUUACGAUUGCUCCAGAAGUAAAACCUCCAAUCAACGUCAAGUUAGCGUUGUAUUCAAUUGACGAAAGGAAAAACAGAACCAGUCAUGGCUUUACGAUCAUCAGCCUAAGCGAAGCCGAUGUCAUUUCCGGGGAACAGAAACUCAUGUGUUUGGAUCUUCAUAGUCAUUACAAACAGGCAAGUAGAAUCGAUUUUUCCCGUGUUUAUGAGUAG
Molecule: messenger RNA, 528 nt
Organism: Soboliphyme baturini
Lineage: Eukaryota; Metazoa; Nematoda; Enoplea; Dioctophymatida; Soboliphymatidae
Source: the annotation of a GenBank genome assembly